Molecule: messenger RNA, 4307 nt
Organism: Equus caballus (horse)
Lineage: Eukaryota; Metazoa; Chordata; Mammalia; Perissodactyla; Equidae
Gene: TMC5
Product: transmembrane channel like 5
Cellular component (GO): plasma membrane
Molecular function (GO): mechanosensitive monoatomic ion channel activity
Source: RefSeq, a predicted model, not a curated record
AGAUGCUGAAAGAAUAUUGAUGAGAGGGAGGUGCUGGGGUUCAGGAAGAAAGAAAUGCACCGUUCAGCUCCAGACAGUGUGCUUCUUAGCAAACCCAGCAUGCAGAGGCCGCGGUGCGGCCAUCAUGUCGCAGGUCAAGGACUGAUCUGCGUUUAACCCGGCGAGACCUGGUUCUUCAUUGGCUGGCGAGGGAAGAGAUGAUAACCAGAGUGGCAUAAAACUGCCACGGAGCUGGUAACUAUCUCCUUCCGGGGAGCCAGUGGCCAGUGGUACGACGGAGAGAGCAAGUCCAGGGCUGCGUGUAAGGCAGAAAAAGAUGGGCUAAGAACCAAAGAGGGCCCACUGCCUUGGCAGAGUGGAGGGGACACCUGUGUGUUCCCGUAGGCCUGAGGGCAGGAAUUUUGGGGACCCUCUUAAAUUUGCAUCCCAGGCCUCCCUCCCUCACUCUACUCCUGGCCCUGCAGCAAAUAGCACCGAAUCUAGAAACUUCCCAAGCUUAACAUCAUACUUACCCAGCAUGGGCAAAAAGAUGGCCGAAUUCAAGAUGUAACAGAAAAGAUCCCUGAGUAACUGCAAAUGCAAGAACAUUUUAGCACUCCAGGGUAAAGAAUCUGUGCCAGCAUGUCUGCCUACUACAGGAAUAAUGGGUACGAGGAAGAUCCAGAUGACCCUGACUAUUCAGGGUCUCGGAACCCUACGCGAGGAUAUUUGAAAACUCGGGGUUAUUCAGAUUCUCCAGGUCCUCUGAACCACUCGGGUUACCCCACCAGCAGGAACCCAUACGCUGCAGACUCCAGAACAAAUCCAGACUAUCCUGCGUCUCUAGCAGAACCAGAUUAUCCUGGAUCUCAGAGUAAUCCAGACUACCCUGGCAGCAGAAGCAACCCAUACUCUGGAGGCUCCAGAAGGAAUUCCGACUACCCUGCGUCUCUAGCAGAACCAGAUUAUCCUGGAUCUCAGAGUAAUCCAGACUACUCUGGCACCAGAAGCAACCCAUACUCUGGAGGCUCCAGAAGAAAUUCCGACUAUCCUGGGUCUCUAGCAGAACCAGAUUAUCCUGGAUCGCAGGGUAAUCCAGACUUCCCUGGCAUCAGGAGCAAUCCAUACUCUGCAGGCUCCAGAAGAAGCUCAGACUAUCCCAAAUCUCUGGCAGAGCCAAAUUAUCUUGGAUCUUGGAGAAAUCCGUACCCUCCAGGCUCAUCCAGAGAGCCAGACUACUCUGAAUCUCAACGAAAUCCUGACUUUGCAGGUUCCAGGAGCAGUGGAAACUAUGCACGCUCCAGAACAAAUCCUGAUUAUCUUGGCUCCUUGGGAGAACCAGACUACCCUGGAUCUCAGGGAAACUCUAACCAUCCUGGCCCCAGAGCCGGUUCCAACCAUCCAGGCUCCAGAAGGAAUCCAGAAUAUGCUGGUUCCAGAAUCAGUCCAUAUAGAGACUCUCCGGCACAGCCUGACUAUCCAGGUGCCGAGAAUCAACCUAACUCUCCACACUUUUUUGGGGAACCAGACUAUCCCGGUGCUGAGAACAAUCGGAACUCUUCAAACUUUUGGGGGGAGCCCGAUUACCCAGAUGCGGAGGAUGGUCGUGCUUCUGGCUCUUCUGAGACCCCGGAAGUGACCAGGGAACUGCUCAACAGAACAUCUUCAAUCCAGCACUCAUUUCGUCAUGGGGGUGACGGCCCCUUGGGCAUCCUUGAGAGAGAGUAUGAAGAUUACCCUGAAAGCAUUGAAAUGAAUUCCAUGGAGAUGGCAAAUCCAUAUGGCCGCUCUGUGCCAGGUGCUCCUGGAAAUGGCUAUGUGAACCCUGCGUUUGUGGGUGAAGGCAGCCCCAGCCCAGCUAAUGGGAACCCGCCGUUGUCUGGGAACGAUUGGCACAAGUCACCCCAAGGACAAAAGUUAAUUGCAUCUCUGAUACCCAUGACAUCCAGAGACAGAAUUAAAGCCAUCAGGAGCCAGCCAAGGACCAUGGAAGAGAAGAGGAACCUUAGGAAAGUGGCUGACAGAGAGAAGAGCAAGCUCUCCCACGGUAUCUUUGAGCUCAGCUGCUGCGCACAGUGUCUGAACUCCAUUUCACUGGCAUACCGGAGAUCCAAGAACAGCCUGUCGGAGCUGCUCAGUUCCGUCAGCCUGUGGCAGAAGACGCUCAAGGUCAUCGGAGGCAAGUUUGGAACCAGCGUCCUCUCCUAUUUCAACUUUCUGAGGUGGCUUUUGAAGUUCAACAUUUUCUCGUUCAUCGUGACCUUCAGCUUCAUCAUAAUCCCUCAGUUUACCAUAGCCGAAAAGAACACCCUGCCGUUCACCGGGUUGGAAUUUUUCACUGGGGCGGGUUAUUUCCGGGACACGGUAAUGUACUACGGCUUUUACACCAACUCCACGAUCCAGCACGGGAAGGGCGGGGCAUCCUACAACAUGCAGCUGGCCUACAUCUUCACCAUCGGGGUGUGUUUGAUCAUCUGCUUCUUCAGUUUGCUGUUCAGCAUGGCGCGGUACUUCCGGAACAAUUUCAUUAACCCCCACAUCUACUCCAGAGGGAUCGCUAAACUUAUCUUUUGCUGGGACUUCACCGUCACUCAUGAGAAAGCUGUCAAGCUGAAACAGAAGAAUCUUAGCACCGAGAUAAGGGAGAACCUGUCCGAAAUCCGUCAGGAGAAUGUCAAGUUAACGCUCAAUCAGCAGCUGAUCCGCUUCUCUGCCCACCUGGCAGCCUGGGUUGUCUCUACCGGGGUGGCCAUCGCCUGCUGUGUAGCCGUUUAUUACCUGGCUGACAACAACUCCCAGUUCCUACAGAGCCACAGGAACCCCGGCGCGGUGCUGCUGCUGCCUUUCGUCGUGUCCUGCAUCAACCUGGCCGUGCCACGCUUCUACUCCAUGUUCGGGCUGGUGGAGCGGUAUGAGAUGCCGAGGCACGAAGUCUAUAUCCUCCUCAUCCGAAACAUCUUUCUGAAAAUAUCAAUCAUUGGAAUUCUUUGUUACUAUUGGCUCAACAUUGUGGCCCUGGCUGGUGAAGAGUGUUGGGAAACCUUCAUUGGUCAGGAAAUCUACCGGCUCCUUCUGAUGGAUUUCGUGUUCUCUUUAGCUGAUUCCUUCCUGGGGGAGUUCCUGCGGAGAAUCAUCGGGACGCGGGUUUUCACAAGUCUUGGCUUGCAGGAGUUUGACAUUGCCAGGAACGUCCUGGAACUGAUCUAUGCACAAACUCUGGUGUGGAUCGGAACCUUCUUCUGUCCUCUGCUGCCCUUUAUCCAGAUGAUUACUCUUUUCAUCAUGUUUUACGUCAAAAAUAUCAGCCUGAUGAUGAACUUCCAGCCUCCGAGCAAAGCCUGGCGGGCGUCACAGAUGAUGACGGUCUUCAUCUUCUUGCUCUUUUUUCCAUCCUUCACCGGGGUCCUGUGCAUCCAGGCCAUCACCAUCUGGAGAUUGAAACCUUCAGCUGACUGUGGCCCGUUUCAAGGGCUGCCCUUCUUCAUUCACGCCAUCUACAGCUGGAUCGACACCCUGAGUAAAAGGCCCAGCUACCUGUGGGUUGUCUGGAUCUACCGGAACCUCAUCGGAAGUGUGCACUUCUUUUUCAUCCUCACCCUCAUUGUGUUAAUCAUCACGUAUCUUUACUGGCAGAUCACAGAGGGAAGGAAGAUAAUGAUCAGACUGCUCCAUGAACAGAUCAUUAAUGAGGGCAAAGAUAAAAUGUUCCUGAUAGAAAAGUUGAUCAAGCUGCAGGAGAUGGAGAAGAGAGCAAACCCCAGCUCGUUGCCACCGGAAAGGCGAAACAUGGAGCAACCAGUCUCUUUGCACGUCAGGGAACAUGAUGCUGCUCGUGCCCCAGACCUGCGAUUUAGGCGAUCAGUUCAAGAAGAUAAUCCAAGGGCCUGAUGAUUAUUGCGGCAGCCAGACAGCAACCAAAUAAGGAAAGAAGACAAAGAUGGAACAACUUCUUCCACGACACCUGGGCCCGUCGGAGCUUUCCAGAAGGGGAAUUGAAGCCACUAGCUGGGAGUGGAAACUGACCACAGUGUAAAUACUGAAGUCAAAUCGGCCAUUCCCUGCUGGUUUUUUUUUAACACCUGAAUUGCUGAGUUUUCAAGAUAAAAUAUUUGGGAUUUUCUAAUAAAGACUGUUGUAAUAUUUAAACUAGUUCACAAAAACAUGGGGAGAGAGAACCUGGGAAUGAUGUAUUUUGUCUUCGAGAGAUGUGCUGUGAAUUGUGGGUCCUUAGAAGUCCCUCCUCCCAGACCUCCCAGACCUGGCGAAGGUUUGGAAACUGGUGCUAAGACAAGUAUCCAGCCUGAAUAAAAAUGUGGUCCUCAAUCAGA